AUGCUGUGCCGUACCUUUUUACGGCAAUUCAGGAUGAGUGGUGGGGAUAUGUUUGUGGAGUAUAAAGUGCUUUCCCGUGACCAUAGGCGGUCGAUUCGUGUUGAGGACGCGAUUGUGGAUCCAACAUUCAAACGGACCGUUUUGCCGCUUAGUUGGUUAGAAUUACUUCGUAGUCCCUCACUUAGACUACCAACAGGCUAUUUUGUGGAGGAGACUGUGCAUGUGUCUUUACCCAACGCAACCUCCAAUGGAGGUAAAAAGGAGGCGAGGCCUCAGAAGGGCGGCUUUGCAUCAGGGUCGCCAUCUGUUGGGCGGAAUGAAGCAAAUGCGAUUAUAGCUGGCCCCGUCGUUUUAUACAUCACCGGUCAAAGUGUACCUGUUGUGCUGAACCCGUAUUUUGUGCCGGAGGGUACUUGGGACAUGAGGACAAGAGAUGGUGAGUUGGAUCUGCGGCUCGGCAUGGACGCAAUCGAGCAAUGCACACUGUUCAGUGAGCUGCGGCCGGGGGGUUUGCUUUACGGGAAGUUGCCCGAAAAUCCAAAUGUCCGUCGCAACGAGUCUCUACGUGCGACACUCGGACGUUAUGGCAUGAAGUGUGAUCUUGCCGAGUCGCCACUAGUACCGCGUCCUUGGACACGAAUGCGGUAUAUGUUUAUCGAUGAGCUGCAGCGCGGCCCCAAACUGACUGAAUUUGUCGGUCACAAUCCACGAAACGGAACUCCUUGGCGCUUCUCACAGAAUACUAAAUAUUUCCGCAUCGGAAUAUGGAGAGAUACUAUUCGCCGUAACGAUAUGAAUGAAGGGCUUCAUGCCCACAGCAGCUGGCAGAAAUCACCGCAACAGUCCGUGCCUGAGGUUCGCUUCCUGGCACCUUAUCCGUAG
This is a messenger RNA of Trypanosoma brucei brucei TREU927, 882 nucleotides long. RefSeq lists its product as hypothetical. The transcript has a single exon. NCBI's taxonomy places the organism in Eukaryota, Euglenozoa, Kinetoplastea, Trypanosomatida, Trypanosomatidae. Bases 1 to 882 code for a protein of 293 amino acids. The record is from RefSeq and is a predicted model, not a curated record.